UGUGAAGAUACCGGAUUGGCAGUGAUAAGGGAAAGCAACGUUUGAUACAUGCAUCAUAUAUAUAGUACGGACCCUUAGGAGUCGAUUCUUGUGUAAGUCGUAUAAAGUGAAGGCCAACAGGGGGCUAAAGUGCAAAAAUAUAGAUUUCAAAAACGACCCAUCGGACAACGGCGAUAUCACGACGCUUCUUAAAUCAUCCCGAAUUGUUAACGUCUGUCUACAAUGUUGUCAACAUGGCGAAAGAAAGCAGCAUGUGCGCGGACACUCCAAUGAUGCUGGAUAUUACCUUAUCUGGAACCAUCAGAUGUAUUUGUCGUAUUGAUACUUUACUAGUUUAGCUCGGACACUUUCAGUUAUUUGGUUUAGAAUAAUUGACUUUAAUUUUUAACGACAACGUACGGAUUAUUUGGAAAACAAGCCUCCAUAAGUAUUUCUUUAUUCUUUCUUUUCCUGUAUUUAAUUCUACAUUGCAAUUUCAAACUCGACUUCCUUACAAUUUUGUUUGGGUAACAAAAGGAUUAUAAAAUUUUGACUCUGGUAGCUUCUUCCAGCUGACAAUUUGUGCUUAGUUCCGGAAGGACGUCGUGAUGUUGGAUUAUUGUUCCAGUGACGGGUCCGGGACCUCGGGAUACCAUCCCAAUCCCAGCCCCACAACGAUGGCAAAUUUGCUGAACAUGGGUAUGGACAAUAGUCGUGUUGGUCAACCAGCAUUUGUAUUAAGUAGUCCUCCAUUGGCCGCUCUUCAUAACAUGACGGAGAUGAAGACUCCUGCCUCCUCCGCUAGCAUGCUCACUCAAUCCGGGUACUCGCAGGGUAACCAAAAACAUUUUUCCUGGAACGGCACUCCCCAUGGUAUCUGUGACAUCCUUGGUCGCCCUAGCAUGGCAGCAUUAGGACUUUCUCGUCUGAACGCGGCCGGGAUGUAUCUCAAUUCGCAAGGACGACUUCCAAAGUUAGCGGAACUACCCGGCCGGCCCCCAAUUUACUGGCCAGGAGUUAUAAACGGUUCUAACUGGCGACCAACGGGCCACAGUUCGGUAGUUGUAGACAAGGAUGGGAAGAAGAAGCACACAAGACCAACAUUUUCUGGGCAGCAGAUAUUUGCCCUCGAGAAGACAUUCGAACAGACCAAGUACCUAGCAGGUCCAGAGCGUGCGCGCCUCGCUUAUGCCCUCGGCAUGUCGGAGAGUCAGGUCAAGGUAUGGUUUCAAAAUAGGCGCACAAAGUGGAGAAAGAAGCACGCUGCAGAAAUGGCCACUGCAAAGAAGAAACAGGAACAAGCAGAAGAAAUGGAUGAAAACUCCGAGGACAUGGAAGAUGAUGGAUCAGACGAAGACAAAUUGCAGGACAGACUAGACGAUUUUCUGGAACAUCAAGGUUUAUAGGUGUUUAGUUACCAUAAUAAUCUUUAGUGAUGGUUCCGAUAACGACACUCAUGUCACGUAGUACACAAUCUAUGAUGACGUAAUACAGAAACACGUCACCUAGAGCGCUGAGUGAGGUGACGUAGAUAGAUACGUCAGUAUAAACAUGUACAAUGGUGACGUAGAGAGGGUCACGUGACUGGCCCUUAUAGUGACCAAAGAGUGGUCAGAAUUCCGGAAUGAAGAGCAACGGUAGGCAGUAACCUUACAGACCUUUGAUGUGUUAUGAUAAACUACAAGAAUGAUAUCAUUUGAAUCUCAGAGGUCGUGAAGUGCAUUUUCACCUAUCGCUGCAGUUGAUGACGAGUGAAGCAAUUAAUCCGAGCUUAGUGUGAACUGACAAAAUAUUGCACAUUGAAGACCUUGAGAGCUAAACCGAUCUUAGUUCUUAUUGAGUUGAAGAUGACAUAAGAGGAUUCCCGCGCUGCCACGUGACGUCACAGAUAACGACUGCUUGUCGUCUGCUUCUUACGACGAACAAUCCGACAAAGGUCGUGUAUUCCAUACAAUAUAUGUGUAUCAAAUCAUGAAACGCCAAAAUUUUCAUAAACUUUUGUUUUAAUUUUUGUCAUGUUGAUGCAAAGUUGUAAACGAUAGUUUUACAACUGAAAAGUAUUUUACGACGAAUAAACAGUUUAACUUCUAAGUCAGUGAAAAUGACUUACUUAUUGCAUACCCGACCAAGGCUUUCUCUCGUAACUCACCAAAUAUUGACAAAGGAAAGCCUAUAUUCAUUAGGAUACCAUUUAUCAAGAUUCAGCUAUCGCAAGCUUAUUCUUCGUUUACCGUAUUUGACAGUUGCUUCGGAAUGUGCAAUACCACGUCCCAGUGCUAGACUCGAACAACGCUCUCCACCUUCGAAAUUUAAAAUUUAUAGUUUUAACACACCCUUUCGACCUGACGAAUGUCUCUACUCCUUGGUAGGGGGUGUAUUUUAUCAUAAAAAUCAUACAAGAGAACGAUGACUUUCUCCAAGGUUUGUUUUAGGUCGUGAUUUGUUGCAGUUAAAUGCCAGUCGUACAGGCGUGUGUGGUAUAGGGAUAUAAGACUAUGUUAUCCGCUCUUAUGUAAGACUUAACAUUUGUACCUGUGUGCACUGACAGGUAUACCUCGGACGAUAACGCUGCUGACGGGGGGCAAGUCAGAUAGCAUUUAUUACGUGCUGGAGCCACCUGCUUUACUACAAGCUGACCAGGAACGUGAGGGAUAAUUCAUACAGACACUAUCUCUAAAUCAUACAAAAUGACUUGUAAAAGUGUGUGUACAGUUCAAAAUCAAUCCGGGGAUUUUGGGUUUGACAUGCAAUUAUGAUGUCAGAAUAAAUCCGAUGAUUGAUGCUGCGGAUGAAACGUAUGCCAAUUGUAUUUAUGUUACAUUGUACUACCAUACCUGGCAAGUCACACAUAGUUUUAUUCAGGCUCAGAGUAUCGUUUGAUAGAGAGUCAGUAAUAAUUCACGACUUUGGAACGUAACGCUAUGAAGUUUAGGACUUUACAUUCAUGCUGAUAAAUAACCUCGUUUACGGCCAAUAGCAGAUCCAGAUGAAUAUUUACCAAGAGCAUCAUCAAUGUUGUAAAGCAAUUUGUAAUCAUGUAGGUGUGCAAUAAUUAAUCAUAUCAUAAAUCGUAAAAAUAAAAUUUUAAUAAAACAACAAAAUAUGACCGCAAACAGAUGCUAACAAGCAUGUGAAAAAUAUUUUGAUAAUAGAUUAACGUAUUGUUUAUAUAAAUCAAUUGUUUGUUAAAACAAAUAUCGACAUGAAUUCAUGAUACAUAAAAACCUUUUAAUAAUACAAAGUAUACAUAAAAAGAAACUAUUGAUAUCAUUCUAUUUCAUGAAUAUAUAUUAAUCCGAAAACGAAAUAUUUUCCAUCAAAUUUGAAAACGAUGUUAAUGCGCGUUUUGUUUCGGUAGCGUAAUUUUGUUUACAUUUUAUAAGCAGUACAUAAAGUAUAGCUACAACAUACCAAUUCACAAACUGCAAUAAAAUAUUACAGGAUACAAAAGUACACAGGUGCGUGUCGAGUUAGCGACUGCCCUGGUUAAAUAAACUACUAAUCUGGUGGCGAUAAGCAGUCAUUCAUUGAAAGGAUAUUGUUUCUUUAAAAUCCAAUAGUGUUUCUGAUAUAAUACAAAAUCGAUAAAGUUUUAUUUAUUUAAGGAUUUUGGACUUCCUAACCGAAACACCAUGCACCUGUCAACUCUAAAAAAAAUACUAAAAUAAACGACAAAAUAUUUUAUCCAAUCCAAUGAAUACAAUUUUUGAGAAUGAAUGUGUUUAAAUAAUUGUUUUAAAAAAGAUUAUUAAUAAAUAAUUGUUGAUAUAUCGAUAUUACUUUAUGAUUUCCUUGGAUAAAUCAGACAUAUUGUGUAA
Messenger RNA from Mizuhopecten yessoensis (Yesso scallop), 3797 nucleotides. Its product is annotated as homeobox protein Nkx-6.2-like. Bases 588 to 1385 code for a protein of 265 amino acids. The transcript is spliced from 3 exons. NCBI's taxonomy places the organism in Eukaryota, Metazoa, Mollusca, Bivalvia, Pectinida, Pectinidae. Gene Ontology annotation, cellular component: nucleus. The record is from RefSeq and is a predicted model, not a curated record. Gene Ontology annotation, molecular function: DNA-binding transcription factor activity, RNA polymerase II-specific; RNA polymerase II cis-regulatory region sequence-specific DNA binding. Gene Ontology annotation, biological process: cell differentiation; regulation of transcription by RNA polymerase II.